This is a messenger RNA of Polypterus senegalus (gray bichir), 1359 nucleotides long. RefSeq names its product serine/threonine-protein kinase pim-2-like. Gene Ontology annotation, biological process: protein autophosphorylation; negative regulation of apoptotic process. Gene Ontology annotation, cellular component: cytoplasm. NCBI's taxonomy places the organism in Eukaryota, Metazoa, Chordata, Cladistia, Polypteriformes, Polypteridae. The coding region runs from base 1 to 999 and encodes 332 amino acids. The record is from RefSeq and is a predicted model, not a curated record. Gene Ontology annotation, molecular function: ATP binding; protein serine/threonine kinase activity. The transcript has 7 exons.
AUGCGGGAUCGCUUCACGCUCCCGUCUGGCUUCUUGGAGCCCUUGAACCCGUCACUGUCGAAAAAGCGCAGCAAGCUGCAAAGAAUGAAGAGGAAGAUGUGCAUCUAUCAGCAGAAGCUGGGGAUCUCAUUAUCCACUUCUAGCCAGCUGAGCAGCAGUGCAUUUUUUCUUACAGAGUUUAAGCCACUUCUCCAGAAGUAUGUGCUGGGCAGCACACUUGGCAAAGGAGCCUAUGGUGAAGUCCGCCGUGCCAAAAGGAAAGCUGACAGCAUAGAUGUUGCUGUCAAGAUAAGUUUUCUCAAUGACACGGACAUGCUGGAAGAGCCCAAUCAGAAGGAAGAGCUGCCUGCUGAGGUGGUGCUACUGAAGCGUGUGUGCGCCUCGCCCGCCUGCCCCAGUAUCAUCCAGAUGUUGGACUAUGUCAUCACACCCACAUAUGUAAUUAUCGUCCUGCAGCUGCUUAAGUCCUGCAUGGACCUCUGCCAGUUUCUGUACAAAAAGAAACGUGUUUUGGGGGAAGAAAAGGUGCGACUUGCCUUCCGUCAGAUCGUCGGGGCUUUCCUGCACUGCCAUACUCGGGGUGUCCUGCACAAUGACAUCAAACUGGAGAAUAUCUUGUACCAGCCGGGCACAGGUCGCAUUAAGCUGAUUGAUUUUGGUUAUGGAGACAUCCUUCAUGACCAUGAUUACACGUAUCCUCCAGGUGCCCUGCAGUACCAGCCUCCGGAGUGGAUUGUAUACAGCCGAUAUCGAGCUGAGCCAUGCACUGUCUGGGCUUUGGGGGUUGUGCUCUUCGAGCUGCUACAUGGCUUCCUGCCAUUUCAAGAGGAGCACCAGAUUGUCCUGUGUGAACUUGACUGCUUUAGUAGCAUUUCGGAAGGAAGCGAAGACCUGAUUCGGAAGUGUCUCUGCCCAGAACCAAGUGACCGACUCACUCUCUAUGGCAUCUGGAUGCACCCCUGGCUCAGAACAAAUUCAAAUCAUUAUUCUAAUGUCUGACUGCCAUUCCAGCUGUGUGUCGUGUCAUGCUAGUGAUUUGGAGGCCUUUCUUUCUACACUGCAUGCUGCUUCCUAAUGGUAAUUCCCGUUGAACUGGCAUGAGGUGACAACUGACGUAACAGAUUAGACAAAUGCCAAUGUUGCUUAUGCUAAACAAUCCCUGCCUUUCUCCUCUGAUGUACUUUGACAUCAUGACUUGCUGUAUACUACCCACGAGUAAGUUAAGAAAUGGAGCUGGAUGUGAAAUAAGCGGAGGAGAACUCGGAUCAUGUUAAGAGGUGUAACAUGUAAAAAUGUUAAAUUGAUUAUUAAUGCCACUCUGGAAGGCUGUAGGCAGAUCAGGUUAAGGUGCCAUUUUGU